AUGACCCUAAACCCUGCGGCCAUUAACCACUUGGAGAAUGAUUUUCCUUGGGGGCUGACUGCUUUAAUGUUCAACUCUUUGUUAGAAUCUUGCGAGCCUGGAUACAAAGUGCAAAGUCACACAACGCUGCUUGAUAAUGAUCAGUCGAAGCGCCCAUUGCCAGAAGACUUCGCAAUGAGAGGGCUACUCUACUCAGAGGACUAUCCUCCUAAGGACUGGUUCCACAAUGACAGAAUCGACGACGAUGAGAGAUAUUCUGAACUGGCGCCCAUGGCAGAAGAACGAAAGCACCGGAUUCUUUCUUUGGGGCUUGGCAUUGCUAAUUCAGGCUGCUGGCUGAUUUGGGAUGAGGCAACUAGCUAA
Fusarium poae is the source of this 363-nucleotide messenger RNA. RefSeq lists its product as uncharacterized. The record is from RefSeq and is a predicted model, not a curated record. Gene Ontology annotation, molecular function: protein binding. Lineage: Eukaryota; Fungi; Ascomycota; Sordariomycetes; Hypocreales; Nectriaceae. Bases 1 to 363 code for a protein of 120 amino acids. The transcript has a single exon.